UCAAACUUGUCAAAAUGAAAUAACAUUCUACGCUGCUUAAUAUAAAAUUUUAAUAAAUGCUUUAAAUAUGAGUGAAACUGAUUCGAAAUUGUGUAAAAUUUGUUUGAACAGCAAGACACAGACUGAGCUGUUCGAUAACCCACCACUGAAUAAGUUUUUCAGUCAUGUUUUGGGAAUGCAUGAACCUCCUAUAAGAAUUUGGCUCUGUGGGUGGUGCGGUUCCACAUUAAAGAAGAUUAUGAGGCUUGUGCUACUUGCUGAGGAGUCCCACGCCUACCUGUCUCAGGUCAAACUGAAUAAGGAAGAACAUAGAACAAGCCAUUUUGCUCUCUCUUUUCACCACAACGAACAUACAGACAUUCCUCCUUCACUAACAAAAGACACAAGAAAAACGAAAUUAAAAACAAAACGUAAAAUUAAAAACAAACAAAAAGAUUUAAAAGAAACUGAAAAUGUACAUGUUGAUAAUUUAGAAAAUGAACAUGAAAGUGAAUAUAAAAUUGAAGAAAUAAAAGUAGAAUCCUUAGAUAUUGAUGUAGCAGAUAAUGAUAUUGAAAAUGAUAAUGAAUUUGACUUUGAAAAAGAUACAGAUGAAACGCUUGAAACAGAUAUUUUAGACAGACCUAAAAGAAAGGUGAACCCUAAAUUAUAUGCUAAAUGUGAACAGUAUAAUUUUACACUGAAAGUGUUAAGCAUAGAAGAGCAGAGAGCAGAAUUGGAUGAGAAGAAGAAAUCAGAGAAAUAUUUGAGCAGAAAGUACAAGUGUGAGUUUUGUGGCAUCAGUUUUGUGACUAAAGAUGUUUUUGAAGAACACAACCAGAGGCAUCAGGAGUCCCACAGCCCUCAUGAAUGUCCGCUGUGCCAUCUUCGCUUCAGCACCGCUUUAGUUCUCUCCCAGCACGCGUUGGCACAUGCGCGUCGCUUCACUUGUCGCCUGUGUGGGGCCGUCGUUACACGGUAUAGCGAUUGCGAGAGCCACCGGCGUAAGUGCGGACAGGCGAGUCCUGGCGUGUGUUCGCUCUGCGGGAAAAUAUUUACAAACCAGAAUUCGCUGGAAAACCAUGUAAGGGGCGUGCACUACAGAAAAGAAAAGAAGUUUGUCUGUUCGUACUGCAAUCAAAAGUUUCAGACCAAACAGCGACUCGCCAUACAUACCAGGACUCACACCGGGCUAAAACCAUACACCUGUGAGCUAUGCGGACGCUCCUUCGCAGCAAACUCUAACCUACGGAAUCAUCUGGCAGCACACGCACAAGCCCGUCCACAUUACUGCGUCGAAUGCGACAAAUCUUAUAAAACAAGGAAAGGGCUCAGGCGACAUCUGUUGGAAGGCGCUUCACAUGUUGGAAAGAAAACUCACUCGUGCCGCCAUUGCCUGAAAAGUUUCACUUCAGAGAAGCUCCUGGCGUCUCACAUCAGCUCCGUGCAUACGAGGGAACCUGACUCCUGUACUCUUUGCCAGAAGACAUUCCUGACUUCUACUAGUUUGAAGAAGCACAUCCGAAGUGUACACGAACCGACUAACUUUUGAAAAGUGCUAUCCGCGGUAGACAUGACAAGUACCCUUACCACGAGUCACUAACAGUGUCAACACUGACAUACGCUAAUGUCUACGUAAGUUACUUUCUAUGCAUCUCGCUCGUACUGACAUAUAAGUUCAACUCGUAAUUAUAGUUUGUUUAAGGACUGUCUCAUUUCAAACAUAGACAGAGAGUAUCAUACUAUCUUUGUCUUACACUAGUACUAGCACCCAAAAGAAAAGGAUGAGUAUAGUUUUCAGGGUUCCGUACCCAAAGGGUAAAAACGGGACCCUAUUACUAAGACUCCGCUGUCCGUUUAUCCGUCUGUCUGUCACCAGGCUGUAUCUCAUGAACCGUGAUAGCUAGGCAGUUGAAAUUUUCACAGAUGAUGUAUUUCUGUUGCCGCUAUAACAACAAAUACUAAAAAGUACGGAACCCUCGGUGCGCGAGUCCGACUCGCGCUUGGCCGGUUUUUUUGUUCUUAUUUACUGACAGUUUGGUUUGACCAACUAGAAGUAUCAAUACCAAUCUGCUUUUCGGUUUUAUCUCAGUUAUUUCUUCCAUUUUUACAAAUGUGUUACCACAGGACGACAUUAAAAUAAUAGUCACUCCAGAAUUAAGAUAUUUCAUAUACGAUACAUUACAAUUUCAUACGUUAUUAACGAAGUGAAUGUCAUAUACAAAGGAAAAAAAUACCAAGGCCUCCAGUGCCUAGGGCUGGAAUGGAACCAGCGUCCUCCGUUCACGCGACAGAUACCUGCACCGCUCGGCCACCUGGCUGCUGGCUGUUUUUUAGGGUUCCGUACCCAAAGGGUCAAAACGGGACCCUAUUACUGAGACUCCGCUGUCCGUGUGUCUGUCACCAGGCUGUAUCUCAUGAACCGUGAUAGCUGGACAAUUGAAAUUUUCACAGAAUAUGUAUUUCUGUUGCCGCUAUAACAACAAAUACUAAAAAGUGCGGAACCGUCGGUGCGCGAGUCCGACUCGCACUUGGCCGAUUUUUUCCUUUGAAUAUGACAUUUAUUUCGUUUAUAGUUUAAAUAGUAGUGUCUCUACUUGUUAAAAACACAUUAAAAUAUUCGAAUUUAAACUAUCGUGAGACAUAUUAACUUAACUAACUUAGCGGUUUCAUUCACGUAUUUUUAGUCACUUGCGCGACAUGGAAAUGGAAACCUAGGCUCUCCGAAACAUGUCGCGCGAGUGACUAAAAAUACGUGAGUGAAACCACUAAGUUACAUUAAAAUAUUAGUAGUAGUAGUAGUAAAACUCUUUAUUGUACAAAAAGAAACAUAAAACAAGAGAAAAACGCAUCAUUUGUACAAAUGCGAACUUAUCCCUAAACACAAUAACACAAAUAACACAAAAAAAAUAAUCACAAUAAACAAAUAUUUUCACAGAAAGUAAUUUAAUUUGUUCUUAGAGUAUUUCAGUUAAUUUUCCACUAUAGU
Messenger RNA from Cydia strobilella, 2968 nucleotides. RefSeq names its product gastrula zinc finger protein XlCGF26.1-like. Gene Ontology annotation, molecular function: DNA-binding transcription factor activity, RNA polymerase II-specific. The record is from RefSeq and is a predicted model, not a curated record. Gene Ontology annotation, cellular component: nucleus. The transcript has 9 exons. Lineage: Eukaryota; Metazoa; Arthropoda; Insecta; Lepidoptera; Tortricidae. Gene Ontology annotation, biological process: regulation of transcription by RNA polymerase II. The coding region runs from base 68 to 1531 and encodes 487 amino acids.